Molecule: messenger RNA, 3318 nt
Organism: Talaromyces marneffei
Lineage: Eukaryota; Fungi; Ascomycota; Eurotiomycetes; Eurotiales; Trichocomaceae
Exons: 4
Coding region: 1-3318 (1105 amino acids)
Biological process (GO): DNA-templated DNA replication; nucleotide-excision repair, DNA gap filling; base-excision repair, gap-filling
Cellular component (GO): delta DNA polymerase complex
Molecular function (GO): DNA-directed DNA polymerase activity; 3'-5'-DNA exonuclease activity; nucleotide binding
Source: RefSeq, a predicted model, not a curated record
AUGGCCGAAAACGCCCUGAAGUCGCAGAAGCGCAUUCUCACCGAUGCCACGAUGACCACCGGAAACCUACUACCAAAUAAUACGCCCAAGAAACGUAAACUCGAUGUCGACGAGCCUUCUACGCGCUUGAAUGUGCCCCCUCGAAGCAGCGCCCCUAAGAGUUUCGGGUCAAGCCAAAUGCAACAGAAAAGUCGAUUCGAAGAGGAUCUCGAGAAAUUAACUCAAGAUAUCAACGGGUUAAAGGAGUCUAAUGCAGAAAAGGAUCAACAAUGGGAUCGUCCACCGCUAGGUGAUUUUGAUUAUACAAAGGACAAUUUGUGUUUUCAGCAGAUUGAUGUCGAAGAGGGGGAAUCAAAUGGUCGUACUGCGGUGAAGCUUUUCGGCGUCACUGAGAAAGGAAACUCUGUCCUUCUCCAUGUUGAAGGCUUUCGCCAUUAUCUCUAUAUUGCGGCCCCGGUCGGAUUCCACCCUGAGGACGUUAAGCCAUAUACCAGUUUCUUAGAACAGAGGUUCGGAAUGCAUGAGCGCAUGAUCCAUUCAGUAAAUCUAGCGCAGAAAGAAAAUCUCUAUGGCUUCCAAGGGAAUCUAAAGUCAUGGUAUAUCAAGAUCACUGUGACCGACCCGAAACAUAUCAGCAGACUACGAAACGGUCUCGAAAAGAGUAUCGCGAAUUACAACUAUAAAGGACUCUGGCCAUCAGGGGAUGACGGUGGUGUAGUGACAUUUGAUAACAUCCAAUACGUGUUGAGGUUCAUGAUUGACACAGGGAUUUCGGGCAUGUCCUGGGUAGAAGCCAAAGCUGGGGACUACGAACUUGUGCCGGAAGCGAAGCGACAAUCAAAUUGUCAGAUUGAGGCGUUUAUGCCCUACACCAGCCUUGUUGCACAUUCACACGAUGGAGAAUGGGCGAAAAUGGCGCCUUUGCGGAUUUUGUCCUUUGAUAUUGAAUGUGCUGGUCGAAAAGGAAUCUUCCCAGAACCGAACCAAGAUCCUGUCAUUCAAAUCGCGAAUGUCGUCACUCGCUACGGAGAAUCAAAACCGUUUGUUCGAAAUGUGUUUGUUUUGGAUACGUGCAGUCUGAUUGUCAACACUCAGAUCUUUGAAUUCAAAGACGAAGCAAAGAUGCUUGCAGCCUGGCAACAAUUUGUUCAAAAAGUUGAUCCGGACGUCAUCAUUGGAUACAACAUUGCAAACUUCGAUUUUCCAUACCUACUUGACCGCGCAAAACACCUGAAGUGUCAAUCGUUUCCAUACUUGACGAGAUUGCCUCAAAUAAAGUCAGAAGCAAAGGAAACGAACUUUUCCAGCAAACAGAUGGGAAACCGUGACACAAAAUCAACAAAUACGAAUGGCAGAAUCCAACUUGACCUUCUUCAGUUAGUUCAACGAGACCAUCAGCUUCGAAGCUACACCUUGAACUCCGUCUGCGCUGAAUUCCUGGGGGAGCAGAAAGAAGACGUUCACCAUACCAUUAUCACAGAACUUUUCAACGGUACUCCAGACUCCAGAAGACGGUUGGCUGUUUAUUGCUUGAAAGAUGCGUACCUUCCACAGAGAUUGAUGGAUAAGUUGAUGUGUCUCGUCAAUUACACCGAGAUGGCUAGGGUCACAGGUGUGCCCUUCAAUUAUCUCUUGUCUCGUGGUCAGCAAGUCAAGUUUAUCAGUCAAAUUUUCCGCAAAGCUCGAACGGAACAAUUGGUCAUUCCGAAUCUGAGCAAACAGGAUGACGGAGAUUACGAGGGAGCUACGGUCAUUGAGCCUAUUCGAGGUUACUAUGACGUGCCUGUAGCGACUCUCGAUUUCGCGUCUCUAUACCCGUCUAUUAUCCAAGCUCACAACUUGUGUUACACUACCCUUUUGAACAAACACAAAGUAGAGCAUUUCAACCUCAAAAAGGAUGAGGAUUACAUUGUCACGCCCAAUGGUGAUAUGUUUUGUACUACCAAGGUUCGGAAGGGAUUGUUGUCUCAGAUUCUGGAAGAGCUUUUGGGUGCACGUAAAAGGGCAAAGAAAGAAUUAGCCGUGGAAAAGGACCCUUUCAAAAAGGCGGUUCUGAACGGUCGUCAGCUUGCACUGAAAGUCAGCGCCAACAGUGUGUACGGUUUGACGGGUGCGACAGUUGGCAAACUUCCUUGUCUGGAGAUUGCUAGUAGUACUACUAGUUACGGUCGACAGAUGAUCGAAAAGACCAAGGCUGAAGUCGAAGCGAAGUACACCAUCGCGAACGGUUAUUCUCAUGACGCUCAAGUUAUUUAUGGAGACACUGACUCUGUGAUGGUUAAAUUCGGUGUUCGAACACUUGAAGAAGCGAUGAAACUAGGCGAGGAGGCUGCCGAUUAUGUGUCAUCGAAAUUCAUCAAGCCAAUCAAGCUGGAGUUUGAAAAGGUUUACUUUCCGUACCUGCUGAUCAACAAAAAGCGUUACGCUGGACUUUAUUGGACCAACACAAAGAAGUACGAUAAAAUGGAUACCAAGGGUAUUGAAACCGUUCGACGAGACAACUGUCGACUUGUACAAACAGUCAUCGAGACGGUGCUGAAUAAGAUUUUGAUCGACCGAGAUAUCAACGGCGCGCAAGAUUAUGUCAAGAAUAUGAUAUCCGAUCUUCUGCAGAACAAAGUGGACUUGUCUAAAUUGGUGAUCACCAAAGCGUUGUCGAAAUCAGACUACACCGCCAAACAAGCUCAUGUUGAGCUCGCUGAGCGUAUGCGCAAGCGCGAUGCUGGGUCCGCGCCAACACUAGGUGAUCGUGUGGCCUAUGUUAUUGUUAAGGGUGCUGGAGGAUCGAAAAAUUACGAAAAAUCCGAGGAUCCCAUCUAUGUUUUAGAAAACAACAUUCCUAUCGACACCAAGUAUUACCUCGACAAUCAGCUGGCCAAUCCCCUCGGCCGUAUCUUUGAACCUAUUUUGGGUGAGAAGAAGGCAGCACAACUGCUUACUGGCGAGCACACUCGAUCCAUUUCUGUCGCCGCACCCACUCUGGGCGGCCUGAUGAAAUUUGCAAAGAAGACGCAAACCUGUAUGGGAUGCAAGAAGCCUUUGGUUGGAAAAGAUGAAAUGGCCGGAGCUGUUUGCGAGAAUUGCCGACCAAGGCUAGGUGAGUUGUACGCCAGAACGUUGAAGAAGACAUCUGAUCUCGAGGUCCGGUUUGGCCGUUUAUGGACACAGUGUCAACGCUGCCAAGGCAGUUUGCAUUGCGAGGUCAUCUGCUCAGCGCGAGACUGUCCUAUUUUCUAUAUGCGCAUGAAGGCCAAGAAGGACGUCGAGGAUGCAGAAAAGGAAUUGAUGAGGUUUGAUCAUGAUCUCGGCGCAUGGUAG